UUUCUGCUGGAGUCUUUGGAGGACCUGGACAGCAGUUUGAGGAAGCUGAAUUCUAGACUGUUUGUGGUGCGUGGCCAACCUGCCAACGUGUUUCCCAGUCUCUUUAAGGUACAGUGUCAAGUGACGUUUAGCCCUACAACUUUGAUUUUGGGUUAUACUGGUUUAUGUAAUAAGCAUUUUAAUUGAAUUGGCUACAGCAAAAGCACAUAUGUCUACAGUUGCUAGCAGUGACUUUUAAAAACAUAUUGGCCAAAACGUAUUACUGUACUUUAGCACAAGACAGUUAAGCUAUCUCAUUCUCUCAUUGCCAGCCUUGUCAAUACCCAAGUCUUUUCUUACCUGGAUGUGAUGUAGACGAGGCUACUACUCCUUAAUGACUGGAAUCAGUGGGUGUAUUGAGUUGUGAUGGUUCACUACACCUUGAAUCAUGGGGCAAUGCAGUGAACAUCUUCCAUGGUAUGGCUUCAUUCGGAUUAUCAUAAUAGUAUUCUACAGCACCAUGCAUUUGAGUAAUACUGUGUCACCUGUGCUAUUGCGACCCUAGCUAACGUGUGUCUGACAGAGCUGCAUUGUUUUGGAAGGGUCACCUUUGAUCUCCAGUCACAAAAUAUAUGACCACGAAUAACAUAAUAUUACCCUCAUUAUUGUAAAGUUAAGCUACAGAUUUAUUUUGUCUAGUUUUUGAUUAUUUCUGUACUUGUCUGACAUUUUACUGCACAUUUAGGAGCUAGUAACACAAGCAUUCGCUGCACCUGCUAUAACAUCUGCUAAACUGUGUACGUGACCAGGAUGCGUACCCAUAGCAUGCACUGACCAGCUGGCAAGUGUCUUCACUGACAUUUUCAACCUCUACCUGACCCAGUCUGUAAUACCUACAUAUUUCAAGCAGACCACCAUAGUCUCUGUGCCCAAGAACGCCAAGGUAACCUGUCUAAAUGACUAUCGCCCCGUAGCACUCGCAUCUAUAGCCAUGAAAUGCUUUGAAAGGCUGGUCAUGUCUCACAUCAACACCAUCAUCCCAGACACCCUGUACCCACUCCAAUUCACAUACCUCCCCAACAGAUCCACAGAUGACACGAUCUCUAUUGCACUCCAUGCUUCCUUUUCCCACCUGGACAAAAGGAACACCUACGUGAGAAUGCUGUUCACUGACUACAGCUCCGUGUUUAACACCAUACUGCCUUCCAAACUCAUCAUUAAGCUAAGGACCCUGGAACUGAACACCUCCCUCUGCAACUGGAACCUGGAGUUGAUCGUGGACUACAGGAAAGGGAGGGCUGAGCACACCCCAUUCACAUCGACUGGGCUGUAGUGCAGUGGGUCGAGAGCUUCGAGUUCCUCUGUGUCCACAUCACUAAGGACCUAUCAUGUUCCAAACACACCAACCCAGUUGUGAAGAGGGAACGACAAUGCCUCAUCCGACUCAGGAGGCUGAAAAGAUUUGGAAUGGGCCCUCAGAUCCUCAAAGUUCUAGAGCUGCACCAUUGAGAGCAUCUUGACUGGCUGCAUCACCGCUUGGUAUGACAGCUGCUUGGCAUCCUACCGUAAGGCGCUACAGAGUGUAGUGCGUAUGGCCCAGUACAUCACGGAGGCCGAGCUCCCUGCCAUUCAGGACCUCUAUACCAGGUGGUGUCAGAGGAAGGCCCUAAAUAUUGUAAGACUCCAGCCACCCAAGUCAUAGACUGCUUUCUCUGCUACCGCACGGCAAGCGGUACCGGAGUGCCGAGUCUGGGACCAAAAGGCUCCUGAACAGCUUCUACCCCCAAGCCAUAAGGCUCCUGAACAGCUUCUACCCCCAAGCCAUAAGGCUCCUGAACAGCUUCUACCCCCAAGCCAUAAGACUGUUGAACAGUUAAUCAAGUGGCUAUCCGGUCUAUUUGCAUUGCCCCUCUUUUUUUUUUUUACUAACUCUCUUGCAAUGACUCUAUGCACACUCACUAGACUCUACCCACACACUACAUACGCUCACACACACUCUCAUGCGUAUUGACGCCACACUUUCAUACACACUUUCAUACACACUCUUCACAUAUAGUGGAUUCGGAAAGUAUUCAGACCCCUUGACUUUUUACACAUUUUGUUACGUUACAGCCUUAUUCUAAAAUGGGUUAAAUUGUUUUUUUCCCUCAUCAAUCUACACACAAUACCCCAUAAUGACAAAGCAAAAACAGGUUUUUAGAAAUGUUUGCAAAUGUAUAAAAAUGUAACUGAAAUAUCACAUUUACAUAAGAAUUCAGACCCUAUACUCAGUACUUUGUUGAAACGCCUUUGGCAGCAAUUACAGCCUUGAGUCUUCUUGGGUAUGACGCUACAAGCUUGGCACACCUGUAUUUGGGGAGUUUCUCCCAUUCUUCUCUGCAGAUCCUCUAAAGCUCUGUCAGGUUGGAUGGGGAGCGUCGCUGCACAGCUAUUUUCAGGUCUGGGCUCUGGCUGGGCCACUCAAGAACAUUCAGAGACUUGUCCCGAAGACACUCCUGCGUUGUCUUGGCUGUGUGCUUAGGGUGAUUGUCCUGUUGGAAGGUGAACCUUCGCCCCAGUCUGAGGUCCUGAGCGCUCUGGAGCAGGUUUUCAUCAAGGAUCUCUCUACUUUGCUCCGUUCAUCUUUCCCUCGAUCCUGACUAGUCUCCCAGUACCUGCCGCUGAAAAACAUCCCCACAGCAUGAUGCUGCCACCACCAUGCUUCACCGUAGGGAUGGUGCCUGGUUUCCAUCAGACGUGACACUUGGCAUUCAGGCCAAAGAGUUCAAUCUUGGUUUCAUCAGACCCGAGAAUCUUGUUUCUCAUUACAUUUACAUUUUAGUCAUUUAGCAGACGCUCUUAUCCAGAGCGACUUACAGUUAGUGAGUGCAUACAUUAUUUUAUUUUAUUUUUUUUUAUUUUUCAUACUGGCCCCCCAUGGGAAUCGAACCCACAACCCUGGCGUUGCAAACGCCAUGCUCAACCAACUGAGCUACAUCCGGCCAUUCCCUCCCCUACCCUGGACGACACUGGGCCAAUUGUGCGCCGCCCCAUGGGUCUCCCGGUCACGGCCGGCUACGACAGAGCCGGUCUGAGAGUCCUUUAGGUGCCUUUUGGCAAACUCCAAGCGGGCUGUCAUGUGCCUUUUACUGGGGAAUGGCUUCCGUCUGGCCACUCUACCAUAAAGGCCUGAUUGGUGGAGUGCUGCAGAGAUGGUUGUCGUUCUGGAAGGUUAUCCCAUCUCUACAGAGGAGCUCUGUCAGAGUGACCAUCGGGUUCUUGGUCACCUCCCUGACCAAGGCCCUUCUCCCCCGAUUGCUCAGAGUGGCCAGCUCUAGGAAGAGUCUUGGUGGUUCCAAACUUCUUCCAUUUAAGAAUGAUGGAGGCCACUGUGUUCUUGUGGACCUUCAAUGCUGCAGAAAUGUUUUGGUACCCUUCCCCAGAUCUGUGCCUCGACACAAUCCGGUCUCGGAGCUCUACAGUUAAUUCCUUCGACCUCAUGGCUUGGUUUUUGCUCUGACAUGCACUGUCAACUGUGGGACCUUAUAUAGACAGGUGUGUGCCUUUCCAAAUCAUGUCCAAUCAAUUGAAUUUACAGCAGGUAGACUCCAAUGAAGUUGUAGAAAUAUUUAAAGGAUGAUCAAUGGAAACCGGAUGCACCAGAGCUCCAUUUUGAGUCUCAUAGCAAAGGGUAUGAAUAGUUAGGUAAAUAAGGUACCAGCCAAAAUAUUUUAGCUUAUUUAGUAAAUAUUUUCUUAACUCUAUUUCUUGAACUGCAUUGUUGUUGGUUAAGGGCUUGUAAGUAAGCAUUUCACGGUAAGGUCUACACCUGUUGUAUUCGGCGCAUGUGACAAAUAAAAUGUGAUUUGAUAUUAAGCAAAACCAGAUGGCACCAUUUUCUUUUUUUAAAUUUACGGAUAGCCAGGGGCACGCUCCAACACUCGGACAUCAUUUACAGAUAGCCAGGGGCACGCUCCAACACUCAGACAUAAUUUACAAACUAAGCGUAUGUGUUUAGUGAGUUCGCCAGAUAAGAGACAGUAGGGAUGACCAGGGAUGUUCUCUUGAUUAUUGCAUGAAUUGGACCAUUUUCCUGUCCUGCUAAGCAUUCAGAAUGUAACAAGCACUUUUGGGUGUCAGGGAAAAUGUAUGGAGUAAAAAGUACAUUUGUUUUUUUUAGGACAAGUGUAAGUUGUAAAAAUGAUCAAUAGUGAAGUACAGAUACCCCCCAAAAAAUGACUUAAGUAGUACAUUGGGAUUAGGGAAAAUAUGAUUUGAAUGGGAAUACAUUUUUCCUCCCCAAAUCGGCAUUUAUAGCCAGAUGAGAGUUGUUUCCGGCAGUAGCUUAGGCUACUUUUAUUCCGGUAAAACACAAUUUUCUACAGUGCAUUUGCUAAAAAAGAACCUAGCAAAUUACACUGGUUGUCACUCAACUAAUAAAGCCUACUAUUGCGCAAGCCAUUGCACAAACAUUUGAAUGCUGAAGGUGCCGCACAGAUGUGCCAGAUUGGGGAAAAGGCCUAUCUCUCGUUGGUCAGCGCGCGAAGCUGCACAAAACGCCCAGUUUGACUAGGCUACUGAUAUUUCCUGAGGUUGUUCAGUAUGCAAAAUGACUUGUAGAUCAGUGACUGUCAACACAAUUACAUGCUUAGUUCGACACUGAAGGAGAGGACGAAGUUGUCACAAAAGAUGAGAGGUAUUUUCGGAAGGUAUAGUAAUUUGAGCAAAAAAAUAUUGUGGACUGACAAUUCGUAACGUUUUUAAUCGAUUUCCUGACUGACGCAUGCUACAUUUGUAUCUGUUUGGGGUCCCGCAGAUCGAUGCACUCCUAUCUUACGCAUCGGUCCCCAGUUCAAAUGUUUAUCUGUGAAUCGUUACAUCUCAAUUAAUUACCCACAUUUUCAACCAUACAUACUCAUUUUAAUCUGACAGUGAAGUUUGGUCAUGCAUGAGACAAGAUGAUGAAUCACCAUUUAGUCUUGAGAGAACAUUUAGGAAAUAGCCAAUGAGUAAAUCAAGGAACACUGAACAAACUGUAAAGAACAAAUUAUCUGCUGCCAGUACCAAGCAAUCUGCACAUCCACUCACCUGUUCUCACGUCUGAGAAAUGGCACUUAUUUUGCAGGUAUCAAUUCACCUCUAUGAAAGGUUGAUGACUAAGAGCAGAGCUGUACACGUCACCUCAGAUUGCCUCUGUCUUCAAGGCUGCUUGUCAUAAUACAGUAAUUCGGAAGAUAUUUGCUUCUGAAUUACCACUUUGCCACACUUGAGUUUUUCAGAUGUCCAAUUUACAGUGCUAGAAUACAUGUUGUGAACAUGUAGUGUGUGACGCACUGACCAGCCGUUUGGAGAAAGGGUUGUUUAUGCAAGAGUCCUUCAGGUCUGAGGAGAGGGGGAGAGGGCACUCUGUAUAUUUCACUUUCAGUAGUAAGCUCUCAUUAUCAUGGGCUCAGCAGCAAGGCCUACUGUAGAUAGAGGAAAAGCUAUAGAGGUCAGAUGUCUAUAAACUCCAAUAACAGCGAUGCAGAUACAGCGCCCUCUGCUGUCUGUAGACCUAGUGAAUGUGGUUAUAGUGAUCAAAUUGUUCUGCAGAUCACUAUAGGAGCAGUACACUGAAGCAGCAUACAUUGCUGCAUUUAUUCAGCCACUGCUUCAACAAGUAGGAUGUUUAGAGGGUUCUGUGACCUGCACUGACCACUGGUUUCAGCAAGCACUGAUGGAGAAUCCUGUUGUUUUGACCUUUCCCCUUUGUGUAGCCUAGAUUCUAGCCAUCUGCCAUGUAGCCUAGAUUGUAAUAUUAAUGUUUACUGAUCUGUAGGCCUAUGUCUGGGAGAUGAGGCUAGUCUGGCAUAUCUGGCAACAGAAGGUCCCAAUAACAUCAGAGAGAAAUGAUCUCAACCCCAGUUAGCGUUCCAUUGUGACUUAAGGUAGUACAUAUGGCAUGUUAUUCUCUCUCUCUCUCUGUCUCUUUGUCCUCCUCCUCCUGUCUGUAGGAGUGGAACGUCACCCGGUUGACCUUUGAGUAUGACUCUGAGCCCUAUGGGAAGGAGAGAGAUGGAGCCAUCAUUAAAAUGGCCCAGGAGUUUGGAGUGGAGACCAUAGUGAGGAAUUCUCACACACUCUACAACUUGGACAGGUUAGUCACUGACUGUCACACUCAGUAGGAAGGGUCCAAUUUGUCAAUUUUUUUAUUUCCCCAUUAUACUGCUUAUCUAACCUUGUCCCAAAUCGGUUUGUGCUGUAUAGCCGCAGGACAAUGACUAUAUGAGUUGGCAAGACGGCACAAACAGAUCUGCGAUCAGGCUAGUGCUUACCUACCCAAGUCAUAUUUUAAGUUGUCUCCCAUUUCCGAUUAGUCCAAUAACAGCACCAAGGGAGGCUGGUGGGAAGAUCUAUAGGAGGACGGGUUCAUUGUAAUGCCUGGAAUCCAAUCAAUGGAAUGGUACCAAACACAUGGAAAUAACGUGUUUGACUCCAUUCCAUUGAUUCCAUUCCAGCCAUUACAAUGAACCUGUCCUCCUAUCACUCCUACCAACAGCCUCCUCUGAUGAGCACAUCCAAUAGUGAUUUGAAUGUUGAGCUCACACUGUUCCCAGUGCUAUUCAACACCUUGUUGGAUAAACCAGAGCAAACUGUCUCCCAGGGAAAAUCUAACUGCACUGGUGCUGUAACACAUCUGAGAUGAUGCUACAUUUUAACUAUGCCAUGGGGACAGCCAGCUGACUGUCUGGUGUCAUCACAACCAGAACAGAACAGUGUGGGAAAUAAACUUACCCCAGCAAUACUGUAAAAUCCCAAAUUAACAGAUUAUUUGACCAGAGAGAAAUCCAUAAGAUUUUGACAGCAUAUUUUGUCUGACCAGUAGGCUAAGCGGCGUCCGUAUACCACCGGAAGUCAAACUAGAGCGCAAUGCAGUGGGUAACAUAAAUGUGAUUCGAUGCUCUAAAGACACAUGCUGCAAACAGAGCUCCAGAGCUCAAAUGGUAAAAGCAUUCACUGACCUAGAACCAGCUGAAAGAGUUUUGAUGUUCUACUUCUUACUAACAGACAGUCCCAUAGAGUCCCAUAGCUCAGUGCUGCCGUCUAUUGGUGGUUUAAUGUAACUGACAGUCACACUUCACAACAUGUGCAGGCUCCAGGCAGUGGGAGGAGGAAAUGGCUGAGCAGGGAGGCAGUCACUGUGGCAGACAUGUGCGUGGCAGGCAGGUGGGAUGGCGGUGCUCAGCCAUUGCAUCCUCUCUGCUGCUGGAUACACAUGGGGGCUUCUGACACGCCUGCUCGGCCCGACCCACAAUAUGAGUUGAUCCAAUAGGAAUACCUCAAAGGGCCCAAACGGCACCAAUAUAGAUGGCCGUUGUAUAAGAUGGGACAUAUUUAUGAGAUGCACGUUGUAACUUAAUCAGGCCAUGGUUAGAGGAUAACUAGGUUGUGCCCUCACCAACAAUGCUUUGUUCUGUUAUGAGUCAUGAUGUUGGCAGAUUAAAAAAAAUAUAUACUUUGAUGUACUUUAUGUAUAAACUGUAUAUGAGUAAUGGAGAAGAUGAAUAACAACUUGAUAACUAAUGAUCCAAUCCAGUACCAUUACUAUGUUUACUUUACAAGUUGACUAUCAAUCAUUUAUACUGUAAGUUUUUAGAUGGUACAGAAUGUCAGACUGAAAAGUACAACUGUAUUGAUAUUAUCAUGUUUUGAAUUGUGCUGAGAAAUGAUGUACCGGGCAGUUAAUUUAAACAACCAAUUUGCUGACGUGCAAAGAUCACCACAUCAGUAUCAAUUGGCAUUUCAAAAAGUAAUGUUCUGUUUUUAAUCCUUAAAUGUUUUAAUUAUUUCUACCUCUACCUUUACGCCGUUAUCUUCAGGAUCAUUGAGCUGAACAACUGCCCUCCGCUCACGGUCAAGAAUCACCCGUGCGUUUUCUUCACAGCAUCACUUCAUCACAUCAACAGUAUUAUUAUGGACAUUUCAACAAAGUUACCUCGGGCCUGGUAUUCACAAAACGUCUCGGAGUAGAAGUGCUGAUCUAGGAUCAGUUUUGCCUUUUUUAGAUCGUAAUGAAUAAGAUAACAAGGGCAGGGUGAGGACCUGAUCCUAGGGCAGGGUGAGGACCUGAUCCUAGGGCAGGGUGAGGACCUGAUCCAAGGGCAGGGUGAGGACCUGAUCCUAGGGCAGGGUGAGGACCUGAUCCUAGGGCAGGGUGAGGACCUGAUCCUAGGGCAGGGUGAGGACCUGAUCCUAGGGCAGGGUGAGGACCUGAUCCUAGGGCAGGGUGAGGACCUGAUCCAAGGGCAGGGUGAGGACCUGAUCCUAGGGCAGGGUGAGGACCUGAUCCAAGGGCAGGGUGAGGACCUGAUCCUAGGGCAGGGUGAGGACCUGAUCCUAGGGCAGGGUGAGGACCUGAUCCAAGGGCAGGGUGAGGACCUGAUCCUAGGGCAGGGUGAGGACCUGAUCCAAGGGCAGGGUGAGGACCUGAUCCUAGGGCAGGGUGAGGACCUGAUCCUAGGGCAGGGUGAGGACCUGAUCCAAGGGCAGGGUGAGGACCUGAUCCUAGGGCAGGGUGAGGACCUGAUCCUAGGGCAGGGUGAGGACCUGAUUCUAGGUCAGCAUUCCUACUCUGAGACGCUUUAUGAAUACGGUCCCAUAUCUCAAUAUGUUUUAAUCUCACUAUCCUUCAUGUUUCUACUGUUGUCAGGGUCAUUGAGAUGAACAACGGCAGUCCCCCGCUGACCUUCAAGAGGUUCCAGGCCUUAGUGAACAGGCUAGAGCUACCAAUGAAACCCCUGCCCACAAUCACACAAGAACAGAUGGACAGUUGUCGGACGAAGAUCGCUGACAACCACGACGAACACUACAGCGUCCCCUCUCUGGAAGAGCUCGGUAAUCAAUCAAUCAAUCAAUCAAAUGUAUUUUAAAGCCCCUUUGACAGCAGCAAUCACAUAGUACAUUUAGAGUAACCCUGCAUAGACUCCAUCCAGACCAUGUGAAAUAAUUACAUUCAAUUAUGGAUUGUCAUUUUGACUUGGGUGUACCAUAUAUUUUUUUAUCACCUGUUAAAACAAUUUAUAUAAUAAUAAUAUGCCAUUUAGCAGACGCUUUUAUCCAAAGCGACUUACAGUCACGUGUGCAUAAAUUUUUACGUAUGGGUGGUCCCGGGGAUCGAACCCACUACCCUGGCGUUACAAGCGCCAUGCUCUACCAAUUGAGCUACUAUAAUAGUGCUAGUCACUAAUGCAUUUAUACCAUUGAGUUCUCCAGAACUGUAACAUCCUGUUAAUUACCAUGUACUGUCUGUGAGGCAAAAUGUAGUCACAGUGUACAUGGCAUCUGACUGUUCUGUUCUCCAGGAUUCAAGACUCAAGGCCUGAACCCUGCGGUGUGGAAGGGAGGGGAGUCUGAAGCGCUAGAGAGACUCAACAAACACUUAGACAGAAAAGCCUGGGUGGCUAACUUUGAGCGACCCAGGAUCAACAUGUGUUCGCUGAUCGCCAGCCCCACAGGCCUCAGCCCCUACCUACGCUUUGGAUGCUUAUCAUGUCGAGUCUUCUACUACAACCUGAGGGAACUCUACAUGAAGGUACCGAGCGCUUUGAUAACCACAAUGGAGAUCUUUUUAUAAGAAAACAUGUUGGUGUUUGUUGGAAUGGGAUAAAGAAGCUAUUUGAUCAUGUAAUGGUAAUAUCGAUGUAAAAUACCAUUUGUUUCUCCUUGCUCUCUGUGGUAUAGGCUGGGUUACUGUAAAGCACAACUGCUGAUGGAAAAAGUGAUUUUGAUUGAUUGGUGUUUCUCUAUCCAUCCCUCCCACUCAGUUGCGGAAGCAUUGCAGCCCCCCGCUCUCUUUAUUCGGCCAGCUUCUGUGGAGAGAAUUCUUCUAUGCAGCGGGCACCAACAAUCCAAACUUCGACCGGAUGGAGGGCAACCCCAUCUGUGUUCAGAUCCCCUGGGACCAUAACCCUGAGGCCCUGGCCAAGUGGGCAGAGGGGAGCACAGGCUUCCCCUGGAUAGACGCUAUCAUGACCCAGCUGAGGCAGGAGGGUUGGAUCCACCACCUGGCCAGACACGCUGUGGCCUGCUUCCUGACCCGGGGAGACCUGUGGAUCAGCUGGGAGAGCGGCAUGAGGGUAGGUUAGAUUCCCUUAACUCCAGUAGUUUAAGUCAACUUUUUCUGCAUUGGAGGAGAAGAUCCAAGGUCUCCCUUUUGACCUUCUCCUCCAAUGGGCUUUGAGAAGGAGGCGAGGAGAGGGCGUGCAAGGAAUCAAAGACUAAUUGAGAAAGAACCAGUGUCACCCAACGUGAACUACCAUGCCAUAACAAAGGUUGUGGAGAAGCUUUAGUAUAUUAGGAGGACACGUAGCAGUAACCUGUAAAGCUUGUCAUCAGUGUAGGUAGCUCUGGCCAGUGUAGGUAGCUCUGGCCAGUGUAGGUAGCUCUGGCCAGUGUAGGUAGCUCUGGGAUAAGCCACAAAGCCUGUCAAUGUCUUAUAUCAUGUAACGCUGGGGCUUUUCUCUAGUCGUUUGUCCAGGUGUUAGAAGAGCUUUUACUGAAUACAGUGUCAACACACAGUGUUUACUUUACCUUAGUACUUCCAUAAAGCAAUCCACACACACAAAGACAUUGGGGGUUUACGUUGACAAGGGAAAACGUGGGGAUUUAAUGUAUAUAAAAAGCAGAAAGACAUAACGUGAGACGGUAGUGGUGCCGCUUCCCUGGUAUCUACUGUAUUCUGUGCUGGUUGGUUCUGCCUGUCAGGUGUUCGAGGAGCUGCUGCUGGAUGCAGACUGGAGUGUGAACGCAGGCAGCUGGAUGUGGCUCUCCUGCAGUGCCUUCUUCCAGCAGUUCUUCCACUGUUACUGCCCUGUGGGCUUCGGAAGGAGGACCGACCCCAGCGGAGACUACAUCAGGUACACACACUGACCUAUGGGGUUCGGACAGAGGACAGUGAUUGGUCUGUGAUUACCGCGUAUGUGCUUUGGCUGAAUAAUUCAAUAAACUAUUGAUCCAGAGAGGGGAAAUUGGAUCUUUCACUAAUGUAAGACUCAUACAGGCACAAUAAAGACACACAGGCAUAUUUCAGAACACAUUGAUCUGAGCACUAAUGGCAGGGUUGAGUAUCAACUGGUUGUGGGUCUGGCUGUGCUUUGGGUCUGCCUGUGGUCCCAGGACUGGAACCUGGUCGGCAGAUGGGUCAAGGACAGGGCCGGACAUUGGACUCCGGGCUAGUGCUGGGUCUGGCAAUGGGCCAAGGUCAGGCAUAUCUGCAAGGGCAACAGGUGUAGUAGGGAUCUGGACCAGAGUUGAGUCCGGUGAUGGCUGGUCCAGGAGACACACUGGCUGGGGUGUCAGUUGUUGUGUCCGCUCAGGCACCAGUGGCAGGCUAGAGCGCUGGCAGCUGCUGGUCAGGCUGCAGCACUGGCAACGGCCCGUCUGGCUCCGGUGCUGCUCGUGGUAUCACCGGCUGGGGUGUAGAAUGGAGCUUGGCCAGAUGCUGGAACGACUUGAGCCUCUGUGGCUGUCACGAGGCAGGCUCGAGCACUGGCAGUCACUGGCCUGACUACACCACUGGAGCGCGUUGGACACCAAGACUGGGUGCAGCUCUGGCAACUGCUCGGCAGGCUCUAGGGCUGGCGCCGUGGAGGCUGGGUUGGUUCCGGCUGCUGGGCAGGAACAGGACUCAGGACUUAUACUGCAGGUCUUCUGAGCCUGCGUAGUGCCAUGGUCUCCCUGAAGAAGUUCUGGUAGGCCUCCAACUGCUGUCUGACCCGCUCCUUUCUGUAGGGGAACAGCAACCUGAGGUAAGACCUCUCCAUGGCUCCAGUCUGCUGGACUUCCCAGUCCUCAUGGCUCCAGUCUGCUGGACUUCCCAGUCCUCAUGGCACCAGUCUGCUGGACUUCCCUGUCCUCAUGGCUCCAGUCUGCUGGACUUCCCAGUCCUCAUGGCUCCAGUCUGCUGGACUUCCCAGUCCUCAUGGCUCCAGUCUGCUGGACUUCCCAGUCCUCAUGGCUCCAAUCUGCUGGACUUCCCAGUCCUCAUGGCUCCAGUCUGCUGGACUUCCCUGUCCUCAUGGCUCCAGUCUGCUGGACUUCCCUGUCCUCAUGGCUCCAGUCUGCUGGACUUCCCUGUCCUCAUGGCUCCAGUCUGCUGGACUUCCCAGUCCUCAUGGCUCCAGUCUGCUGGACUUCCCAGUCCUCAUGGCUCCAGUCUGCUGGACUUCCCAGUCCUCAUGGCUCCAGUCUGCUGGACUUCCCAGUCCUCAUGGCUCCAGUCUGCUGGACUUCCCAGUCCUCAUGGCUCCAGUCUGCUGGACUUCCCAGUCCUCAUGGCUCCAGUCUGCUGGACUUCCCAGUCCUCAUGGCUCCAGUCUGCUGGACUUCCCAGUCCUCAUGGCUCCAAUCUGCUGGACUUCCCUGUCCUCAUGGCUCCAAUCUGCUGGACUUCCCUGUCCUCAUGGCCCCAGUCUGCUGGACUUCCCAGUCCUCAUGGCUCCAAUCUGCUGGACUUCCCAGUCCUCAUGGCUCCAGUCUGCUGGACUUCCCAGUCCUCAUGGCUCCAAUCUGCUGGACUUCCCUGUCCUCAUGGCUCCAGUCUGCUGGACUUCCCAGUCCUCUUCUUGCCAGCGUGUGCACCUCGUCUGGGGCAUGGCAUGCGGCAUGAAUUGCAUCCUGUCUCCACUGGUCAUGUCCCAGGCCAAUUGCACCUAUCCGGCUCGAAAGACCAGUUGGUGGCGUUCUUUUUCAAGUACAAUUCCUAAAUCAGUAGAAUAAACAAUCAAUGGAAUCAAUAGAAUAAACUGCAUAAACCGGAGAUCAUAUGAAUCAGUUCUAUAUGUAAUUCUAUGGCAUAAACGAUAACAAUGAAUGUCUUUAACAUAUCUGUGAUUGUCUAUCUUUCAGGCGCUACAUUCCUAAGUUGAAGGACUAUCCCAACCGAUACAUCUAUGAGCCGUGGAGAGCCCCAGAGUCUGUCCAGAAGGCAGCCAAAUGCAUCGUGGGAGUGGACUACCCCCAGCCCAUGAUCAACCACGCAGAGGGCAGCAGGCUCAACAUAGAGAGGAUGAAGCAGGUCUACCAGCAACUCUCCCACUACAGAGGCCUCAGUGAGUCUAACUUAUAUUAUUUAACCUUGAUUUAUACAGGUGAACAAGUUAAGAACAUAGUUAUUUACAAUGACAACCUAGGAUCAAGCUCUGAAGACGGCAGCAGUAGAAAAAGUCCACCUCACACGUCCUCACUAAAGGCCCCAUGUGGCCGAGACAUCUGAGGUUGGUUACAGUGGUCGUGUUCAGUGGGGAGAGGUUUUGUCCAAUAACGCCGCAGAUUUUUGGUUUCCGUUGAAAACCGUUUCGCUGUGGUUUGCCCUAUUGAACUCGAGUCACGACCAUGGUUUGGUUUCUUUUCAUAUAGUCUGAAAGGGGCUCUUUCUCGUCUGAAACCACAUCCUGGUUCUCUCACAGUUCCUGCUGAGAUAACUGUAGCAUUUUGGCUCUUAUGGGUAAUCUUUUAACGGCCCCCAGCUCCACCAUACUCCUCCUGUCAUUUCUCUAAGAGCUGCAUGUCUGUCAUGAUGACCCCACUCUGUCUGUCCAUUAUGUCUUCUCUCACUGAUCAUGUAUCAGAAGCAUUAUGGUUACAACAGAAGUACCGUACAUCCACUGUUGCAGGGAAUGGAUAGCUGCAUGUAUGCAUGCAUGCAGGUCAGGGGUAGACACUUCAUGUUUUAACCGACCUGGAAGACUAGGUGUGUUGAAUUUAGGCAAUCGUUGAACUGAUCAAUUAGCUUAGUAGCUCAGUGUGGUGCCUGGCUGGGACAAAAUCCUGCAAUCCCUGAGUCACUCCAGGAACACUCCAAGUUCUGCUGUCUUAUGGAUGGGGCUGUCAGUCUGUCUGAGUUCUAACAGCACAGAAUAGCAUAGCAUCCUGUUUCAUGAAGCACAUCUCCUGGUUUAUUCUAUGGCCCUAGAGAGCCUCCUAGUUGUUUUUACAUUGGAUGAUUUGCCCUUGUUAUGUUUUCAUGCUGCAUCAGUCGUUAUGUAGGCUAUUUCCAGUCAGUGGCUGCCAUGGUAACAUUGACUUAACGUUGGUCUGUGUCUGUCUGUCAGGUCUCCUGGCAUCUGUGCCCACCAUUCAGGAAGAGGCGGAGCCUCCCCCGACAGACGACUCUCAGGCCAGCAGCAGCACCUGUGGUAUGUUGGACGGUGUAGUUCGUAUUUUGUAGUCUUUUAUUUUUAUUUAUCCUUUAAUUAACCAGGGAAGUCCUGAUCAAGAAAGCAGCAUUUUUCACAUUUUAGUUGCUGCUUAGUUGGAUAAAUAAAAAACAAGCAAAUCAUUUGGAAUUUGAUCACUUGAAGCUACCAACACAAUGACAUUGGCUUUUCUUUUCUUAAAGUUUCAAUGCAUCAGCUAGACAAGGAAAUGUCGUCUUUAUAACAGAAAGUGAAUGAUAAAUGUACAGGAAUAGACAUUACUAAUCUAAACUCUACUGAAUGCAGAUUCACCCCCACACACUUCGUCUGCCCAGUCCAACACUCUGAAGAGAGGCAGGCCCUCUGAACCACAAAGCACCCAGACGUGCACCCACACAAAACACCUGCACACCAGCCCUAGCAAAGACCAGGAGCAGCAAUGGGAGGAACAGUCAGAACAUCAGCCCGUGGAUCUGCAGUGACACACGGUAAUUAGCCA
Molecule: messenger RNA, 14631 nt
Organism: Coregonus sp. 'balchen'
Lineage: Eukaryota; Metazoa; Chordata; Actinopteri; Salmoniformes; Salmonidae
Source: the annotation of a GenBank genome assembly